Molecule: messenger RNA, 504 nt
Organism: Ipomoea triloba (trilobed morning glory)
Lineage: Eukaryota; Viridiplantae; Streptophyta; Magnoliopsida; Solanales; Convolvulaceae
Exons: 4
Coding region: 1-504 (167 amino acids)
Source: RefSeq, a predicted model, not a curated record
AUGAAAGCUGUUCAAGAUCGUCAGAAAUCAUAUGCAGAUUUAGGACGGAAACCAGCAAAAUUUCAAGUGGGAGAAAGAGUUCUUCUAAGAGUAUCACCAACCAAAGGAGUUAUGCGAUUUGGGAAGAAGGGUAAACUAAGUCUAAGAUUUAUUGGUCCGUAUGAAAUCUUGGAUAAGAUUGGUCAAGUAGCUUACCGGUUGGCCUUACCUAUGAAAUUGGAUAAGGUGCAUGAUGUAUUCCAUGUGUCUCAACUGAAGAGGUACGUUCACGAUGCUUCGCAUGUGAUCAACCCUGAGGUUGUGGAGAUGGAUGAAUCUCUCUCGUAUGAGGAAAAGCCAGUAAAGAUAUUGGAUUCUAAGACCCGUGAUACCCGAAAGAAAUCCAUAAGGCUUGUGAAAGUAUUGUGGUCCAACCACUUAGCUGAGGAAGCAACGUGGGAAGUUGAGGAGGAUAUGAGAAAUCGGUAUCCGGAUUUAUUUGCUUCAGGGUACUAUGUUUUGUGA